UGCGCAGAUUGGGGACCGUCUGGAAGACAGUGCAACUACCGCCAUUUUCCGGGGAGAGGAGCGGCUCCGGCUGCAGUGGGGCUUUUACUGCUGAGGCUCUGAACACAGCCGAGCUUCGCACCCUCCAACAAACCCGAAGGAGCAGAGAAGACCGGGGCCCUCCUACCCCCGCGGGGACCCGGAACUGAGACCUGUGGUGGACACACUGAGGAAAGAUGACUGCUAGAUGUGAAAGCUUGGGGGAGCGAGAAGCCCACCCUGCCUGCCUAGACAGAAAGGCUUCACAGCGGAAGUGGUUAAGCUUGUCUUAAUCGUAUCUUUCUGAGUUAUCUAAGCUAGUUGUUGUUUUAUGAAAAAUGCUUAAUGCUGAGUUAUCUAAUUAUUGAUGUUUGGGAGGGGGAUGUGGGAAAUAGUUGAGGGCAAAUCUGCAUUAUUCUGGUGUUGUUUUGUAUUCUCAUUUUUAGUCUUGCAUCUAUCUUUUUAUUGGGAAUAUGUGCUUAUUUCUAUGAUUUAAAUUUAAACCAGUUAUUUAUUCAGAAUUUUGAACAGUAGAAUGGAGGCCUAGUGCUUGUUCAUUGUAAAGUGAAUAGUAACUUUGAGUACCAACACUUUCUUUUCACAGGAUAGGACACGGUCUGUAUUAUUUUGUCUCUACCCAGUUUCCUUGUAGACCCUUCACCUAUUCUAAGUCAUCAAGCAGAAAUAGUUCAGAUCUGUAAGGUGCAAAAAUAAACCUAGGAUCUGCUGUGAUGGCAUCCGAUGACUUUGAUAUCGUGAUUGAGGCCAUGCUGGAGGCUCCCUAUAAAAAAGAGGAGGAUGAGCAGCAAAGGAAGGAGGUUAAAAAGGACGGCCCUAGCAACCCCAGCAGCAGCACCGGCAACAGUGGCAGUGGGAGCAGCACCAGUGCGGAGGCAAGCAAGAAGAAGAGUCGGAGCCAUAGUAAAAGCAGGGAUAGAAAGCGCAGUCGUAGUCAAGACCGUAGUCGAGACCGGGAUCGGCAUAGACGGAGAAGUAGUCGGAGCCGAAGUCGAGAUCGGCAGCAUCGUCACCACAGCCAAAGCUGGGAUCAUCAGCAUAGUAGUGAGUCCAGAAGUCGGGCCCCACGUCGUGAGAAUCGUGUGCACUACAGGAGUCCACCACUUGCCACUGGGCAUAGGUAUGGACACAGUAAGAGUCCUCAUUUCAGAGAGAAGAGUCCGGUCAGGGAGUCAAUUGAUAAUCUGAGUCCCGAGGAGCGUGAUGCCCGAACAGUUUUCUGUAUGCAGUUAGCCGCCCGCAUUCGGCCUCGAGACCUGGAGGACUUUUUCUCUGCUAUUGGCAAGGUUCGUGACGUACGUAUCAUCUCAGAUCGGAACUCACGUCGUUCUAAGGGCAUUGCCUAUGUGGAAUUCUGUGAAAUCCAGUCUGUGCCACUGGCCAUUGCGUUGACAGGGCAGCGGCUGCUGGGGGUGCCUAUCAUUGUACAGGCCUCACAGGCUGAGAAAAACCGACUGGCAGCCAUGGCCAACAACCUACAGAAAGGCAGUGGUGGACCAAUGCGCCUCUGUGUGGGCUCCCUGCACUGCAAUAUUACCGAGGACAUGCUCCGGGGCAUCUUUGAGCCCUUUGGCAAAAUUGAUAAUAUUGUCCUGAUGAAGGACUCAGAUACAGGCCGCUCUAAAGGUUAUGGUUUCAUUACGUUCUCUGACUCUGAGUGUGCCCGACGGGCCCUGGAACAGUUGAAUGGCUUUGAGCUUGCUGGUCGACCUAUGAGAGUUGGCCAUGUGACUGAGCGACUGGAUGGUGGCACAGACAUCACUUUUCCUGAUGGAGACCAGGAGCUGAAUCUGGGAUCAGCAGGUGGACGUUUGCAGCUCAUGGCCAAAUUGGCAGAAGGCUCUGGGAUCCAGCUGCCAACCACAGCCGCUGCUGCUGCCGCCGCUGCCCAAGCUGCUGCUUUGCAGCUGAAUGGAGCAAUUCACUUGGGGGCCCUAAACCCAGCAGCUCUGACUGGUAGACGUGGACUUGGGAAAGGGAUAGAUGGGCUGGGCCUGGGAAGAAGGAAUGCUCUGUGCUCACUGACUCACUUUGCCUCUUCUCUCUGUUCUAGCUCUGAGUCCAGCCCUGAACCUUGCCUCUCAGGCAAUUGCCUCCCAGUGCUUCCAGCUUUCCAGCCUUUUUACCCCCCAGACCAUGUGAGUCGCGGGACCUCAUUCAUUUUAGACUCUGGUUAUUUUCUUUCGUUUUACUUCCAUUUACCUCUUCUCUUUGUCCCAAGUAAAUCAGUGGCACAGUACAUUGCCUCCCUAUGCCUCUGGGUCCUGCCACUCCAUAUCUACCAUUCUACGGCCCCUUCUAUCCAUUUUGUGGAUCAAGCCAUCCUGAAGCCAUGGACAUUAACUCUGGGGGAAUUGGGGUCACCCUUAGACACCAAGAAGAGCUCCUGCCCAUGGACCCACUGGGAAUGGACUCUGCUGAGCAACCACUAGUUGAAGAGAAGAGAAUUAUUGAACACCUGUUUCUCCAUGUAUACCAUCUCCUGGGAUGAUCUUCAUUGCCCUUUCCAACCACCUCUUAGUGAUUCCUUGAUUCCUCCUCUGUUGAGAAGGCUUUAGGGCAUUAACUGAAGGAACUGAUUUCUUUUUGUCCCCUAUACCUUUACCCUACAAUUUUGUCAAGGAAAAACCCUUAAGCCCUCUGGUCCAAGAGGAUUUUUCAGUUUGGGGGCUGAACCUUGAAGGUGCUGGCUUGAUGCUACAAGGGCCCUGGAAGAUAGCUUGGACAUGUAUGUGCAUUGUAAAGCCUGCCUUAGACCUCAGUUUGGGGCCAGAACGACUGUGGGCUCUGCAGUUUGCUGGGAGCUAUAGAAAUGAUCUAUCCUGCCAGGUAUUUUGGAUGUCUUAGGGGCAUUCAGGAGUUUAGUGAAAGAUGGGGUACCUUUCUAGUAUCUUCCAUCUUCUUUUGUAUAGUUAGUUGUCCUUCCUCCCAGGUCCUUCCUUUGGUCCAGGAAGAGGAUGGUGGAGAGGCUGCUACUCUCCACUACUUCCGACGUGCCUCUACUGUGGGCUCCACCCCAGCGCUAAAGCCACUCCUGUCCCCUACUUGGGCACAUAUGAGCCCUUCUCACUGGACUUUAUAUCCUUGAGUCUGUGUACAUAAAUAAUAUAUAUAUAUAAACUUUGUACAAAAGGCAAGCCUUGCUGUUGUGGCUGCUGCCCAUGUGUGUAGUCUCAGUCAGUUGUGCCUGAUGUUAACUUCUAAUGAGCCAAAACCACGAGUGGUUGUAGGAAUAUAAAACAAUGCCAUUGUGUUUUCUUUAUUUUAAUGGUAUCUAACCUUUAGAAAUAAAACAGGACAAAAGGUGCAUACCUGUAUACAGAUACACUGUCUGUAUCUGCAUUAUACUUUCUGCCCCUCGGUCUCCUAUCUGUCUUCAUGUUAACUAUCUCCAAACCUACCUGCCCACUGGACAGACUGCCAGGCUCUGUCUCUGUGCCCAAGGACAGAUCUUGUCUUUCCACCAGAUGGCAGUGUGACAUUCUGCACCUUUCUUGAGGGUUGUAUGAUCUGGAGCAGCGGUAGCCAACCUUUUGGGCGCCAACCUUUCGGACCUCACGGACUACCAGUGGUCCACAGACUACUGGUUGGCGACCGCUGAUCUGGAGGACUUAAAUAUCAGAGAAGUCUUCCAAGCUCAACAUUCUUACCAUUGGCCUCCAUACUGCCUUUAGCCCUUUUUGUAGUAGGAAUCCCAGUCCAAUAUCCAAAGGGAUUUGGGCAUCAUACAUCAGCACUCUUCAGGCCAUAAGCCAUCUAUUCUCCCAGUCACCUCAACUCUUGCUUUUCAAAUAUAUAGCUCUGCCUGGGACAACACAGGCCUGGGACCAAUGACUUCCAGGGAGCUGAGUAUUCCAGGAAUGGCCCUACCAAAAGGGUGGUACCCCUUCCUCUGCCCCCUUUAUAAGGCUUGUAACAGACAACUGAGUCAGAGCCUGGCUUACCAGCUAGAAAUCAGCCAAGAGGAGGAGGUCUGAGGUUCAGGGGCAGGGCUGGUGGGGCUCCUUCAUUCUUUACUGGUCUCUAUGGCAACAGAGUGUUAAGACUUUAUUAUCUUGCUAAAAAUAUGGAUAAUUGCUGUUAAGUUUUAAUUUGUCAGCUCUCAGACUUCUAAAGCAGAGUGAUGGUUUUCUGGUGAUGUUUACUUCUGGGGUUGCUUUUAACACAAGUAUUAAGUACUUGAAGCCUGUUUGUGGUAUAAAAGACCACUGGGACCCAGGACUAGCUCUUGGUUCUUCUAGGCUGCUGCAGUCUUGCUGCUUCUGUUUUGCUGCCACCCCCACCCCUUCCCUAGUUUGCUCUCUGAACCUGGGGGAAGGGAAGGAGGAUGCAUUAUUUUUAGGUAGGAGCAGCUGGCUAUGGCCCAGUCCCCCUAUAGUUAUUGAUUUGCUGCUAAUGCAUCCUGAGAAGCACAGCGCAGACCAUUUUUGUUAGUCAUCCUGAAGAUAUGGACCAGGCCUCCUCAUGGCAGUCUCUAACUCUUCCAGAACUAUAAAUACCCACAGGCCUCACCUCCCUGCCCUCCUCAGAUGGACCCCCAUCUGCUUGUUGUUGUUUUUUUGCUGUUGGUUUUGUUGUUAAUCCUCACCUGAGGAUAUUUUUCCAUUGAUUUUUUUUAAUUGUCUGAGUUUUAUUGAAGACUGUCCAGUUGUGAGGCAGAAGGAAAACUGAACACAAGUUAGUUUUGUUGCCGCUGUUUUUAAUGUCCUUUGAUUGUCUUUGUAAAGGGCCUCUGGGAUGCCGCUGUUCCAGAAUCAGAUCAAUAAAUCUUCACCUGGG
This is a messenger RNA of Myotis lucifugus (little brown bat), 4815 nucleotides long. It is a transcript of the gene RBM23, whose product is annotated as RNA binding motif protein 23. Gene Ontology annotation, biological process: mRNA processing. Gene Ontology annotation, molecular function: RNA binding. Gene Ontology annotation, cellular component: nucleus. Bases 750 to 2468 code for a protein of 572 amino acids. NCBI's taxonomy places the organism in Eukaryota, Metazoa, Chordata, Mammalia, Chiroptera, Vespertilionidae. The record is from RefSeq and is a predicted model, not a curated record. The transcript is spliced from 13 exons.